AUGUUGUCUAGGUUCCUUCGGGUUUGGGGUUUGGGGGUUUGGGGUUUAGGGUUUAGGGUUUGGGGUUCAGGGUUCCCUUUUUGGCUUUUACGAGGAUCUUAUGGAGGAAUCUGUGUUUCACAGGUCUUUGGAGCCAACGUAGGAGCUGUGCUGAUCAAAGCAGGCGGCCAGAUUCCAAGCACCAAGGAGUUCGAGACGUUGGCUGUUUCAACCUGGCAAGCAGCGGGGUUCCCGGACCUUGGGAUUGGCAACUACAACAAGUUCGGGACGGUCCAGCGCUCAACGAUGGGCGAAGGAAUCUAUGAUGUUGCUGCAGGGGCUCCUCCGCACUUGCCAGUCUCACCGCACAGUGAGCAGGCAUACCUUCACCAGGUCCCGCGUUUCUGCAGUUUUGUUUGCCAGCGCCCGGCAGAUGUUGGUGGUGAGCUGCAACUAUUCGACAACGUCGUGCUCGGCGAAGAGCUGGGAGACCUCACAGACAAGCUGGCGAGGCUUGGCGUGACGUACUUCCGCGUCAUGGGAGAUCAGGUCCGCUCAGCGAACUGGAGCUAUGCCACGGGCAUGUGGCAAGACAGGUUCGCCACGCCCAGCUGGGCUGAGGCAAAGAGCCGGGCCGGCGCCGACGUGGUUAUGGGUGGCAGCUCAGGAGCACAACUUGGCCCUGGCGAGGAAGGCACUGUUGUGCUAAACUGGACCGUUCCAGCAGUGACCUGGGUAACCGUGUCUUCCGACACUUGCAGCUCGGGUGUGAAGCCUGUACGGGCUGUGCUGCAAUCCAUCCUGGAUAAUCACAAGUCUGUUAACUAUGGCACGGGCAUUCCGGCCUUGCAUUCGACUUGGGGGGACGGCACAGAUUUCGACGACUGGGAGCUUGAGGUGUUGCGGAAGGCAGUCGCGAAAUCACUCUGGGCUUCCAUGAAGUUGGAGGAAGGAGAUGUGGUGGUUGUGGAUAACUGGCAUUACGCUCAUGGACGGUCUCCAUACGAAGGGCAGCGAAAGCACGCAGCCUUGAUCAGCGACCGGUUUCCACGCGCAUGA
Molecule: messenger RNA, 1038 nt
Organism: Symbiodinium natans
Lineage: Eukaryota; Dinophyceae; Suessiales; Symbiodiniaceae
Source: the annotation of a GenBank genome assembly